UGGGGUGGGGGCGUUGCCACGCCCCCCAGUAUGAGCCAAGGUAUAUAUAAGACGCUCCCACCGCUCAUGCGGCAUCCAUGAACAAGCGCUCCAUGGGCGGGGAAGUCUCUGUUGGUUUUUACACUGCUAAUUUGUUAUUUUACUUUUGUUUCGUCCGAUUUGAGUGGUUUGCAUGGCUUUGACCGAUAUAGCGAUGCCCAGCACCACUGCAUCGUGUUUCCAGUCGACGGGUCCUUUUCCCAACCGAUGUCAAGAUGAACGUGGAAGAGGGAGCGCACCAGACAUCCAAGUGGAGUUCAGCAUGUUCAAACCUCCGGCUUUGUCCUCCAAGGACGACGACGAGCUGGGCAAAUUCUUGGACCUCGAGUUCAUCUUAUCGAACACUCUCAGUUCGGACGUUGUGGGAGACAGUGUCGACGGCAUUGCGGACACGCCUCAGCCGUGCGCCUACGCGCUACCGGAGUCCCCGGAGAGCUGCAGCGGUAGUUCGGAGUGCGUCGAUCGGCCAUCCCCACAGCAGCUCCACAACUACAACGGCGCGGUCCGCUUCACCGAACCCAACUCCUUGCGUAGCCUCAUGGCGGAACUUCUCGCCCCUGACGACAACUAUCCGCGGGAGAGGUCGCCUGCGUGCGCAGACAACGCGGCGAGAGAUAGCAGAGAGUACACGGAGCUGGGCGCGCUCAACCCGGUUACGCAUCACUACCAGCCAUCAUCGCUUGGAUACAAAAUUAAAAUAGAGCCCAGUGCGCAAUCGUGUAUGUUGGCCGGUGGGGACUAUAUGGGGCAUGCUUCUUUCAUGCAUCAGCAGAAUCUGACUCCAGGUACCGGUUUCGGUCCACACGCCAUGCAGCAAGAAACGCCAGGGCGCACAGACUGUCAUUUAGUGCAGCUCGGCUUCACUACUCAUCACCUCCCAAACAACUACGCGAGCAGUUACCAUUACGCACAACACAUGUCCACGCGCUUCCAAGGGCAGUAUAGCAUGCACGCAGAGACCGCGCACAUCCAUCACCAUCAAAGGCAGCAUGCAGCUUCUGCGCAAGGCGUCUUGCUCACUCCACCGUCCUCACCGUCGCUGAUGGACUUCUACGGGCCAGACGAAGCGGUCGGACUCAAGCAGAAGAGAGGACGCAGAUCGUGGGCUCGAAAGCGCGCUGCCACGCACAGCUGCGAAUUCCCGGGAUGUGGGAAAACAUACACAAAGAGCUCGCACCUCAAAGCGCACAUGAGGACUCAUACAGGUGAAAAACCCUACCACUGCAACUGGGAAGGCUGCGGAUGGAAGUUUGCCAGGUCGGAUGAGUUGACGCGCCACUUUCGCAAGCACACUGGACACAGGCCGUUCCAAUGUCACCUCUGCGAGAGGGCCUUCUCACGCUCCGACCACCUGGCGCUCCACAUGAAAAGGCACAUGUAGACCUUGAUGGCCUCUUCUCCAUUGUAAGCCUUUGUGCGCACCUGCGCAUAUACUCAGUUAAGUUAUGACCACUUCAGCGUGUCUUGGAAAUAAGUUAUUGACUGUUAAUAUGUGAGUGCCUUAAAAAGACUUCCAAAAGACAACUGCACAUUGGGCAGGACCCAGAAUGCUGCACCUUUGUGUACUUUUUUGCAUUUUUAAAUGUUUUAAUGUUUACAGUCCUGUCUUUGAUACUGCUCGAGUUUUACAUUUUGCUAUAUACUUUUUUCUUUUUUUACUUCGAAAGUUAUUGUAAAUCAAGCCUAAUUCCAUUGUGAAUGUGUGAUUUAGGUUUCAGAUGGCAUGUGAUGUGGAAUCAGUUAAGACUGCAAGGUCAUCUAUUUUUUAAAUGAAAUUAUAUAUAGUUUUUUAAAAUGAAGAAAUGGAUUCAAUUGCUCUAUGAUAAACUAUCUGACUCGCCAAGAAGGAAUUUUGUAUGCUUCAGGGCUCUAAAAUAAAACCUACUUCAAGAAAUAUAAUUUCCGCGCUAUUGCCCUUGUAUGCAAUACCCACAAGGUAUUAUUUUACGUAAUAAUUGUUAAAUUGAUAGCCUACAUACAAUAUUCUACCACGUUCACUACUUUUCCAAGACUGCCCUCUGGUGGUCAGUGCUAUAAAGGCAGGAACACGAGUGGUUAGUUGUCACUGGCAGUUUGUACUAAACUGCACUCUUAAAACCUCUGAGCCAAAACCAACACAAUUUGAAUUAAAA
This is a messenger RNA of Syngnathus acus (greater pipefish), 2171 nucleotides long. It is a transcript of the gene klf17, whose product is annotated as Kruppel-like factor 17. Gene Ontology annotation, molecular function: DNA-binding transcription factor activity, RNA polymerase II-specific; RNA polymerase II cis-regulatory region sequence-specific DNA binding. The transcript has 3 exons. The record is from RefSeq and is a predicted model, not a curated record. NCBI's taxonomy places the organism in Eukaryota, Metazoa, Chordata, Actinopteri, Syngnathiformes, Syngnathidae. The coding region runs from base 173 to 1420 and encodes 415 amino acids. Gene Ontology annotation, biological process: regulation of transcription by RNA polymerase II.